Molecule: messenger RNA, 2031 nt
Organism: Pyrenophora tritici-repentis Pt-1C-BFP
Lineage: Eukaryota; Fungi; Ascomycota; Dothideomycetes; Pleosporales; Pleosporaceae
Product: TynA, Cu2+-containing amine oxidase
Biological process (GO): amine metabolic process
Molecular function (GO): copper ion binding; primary methylamine oxidase activity; quinone binding
Source: RefSeq, a predicted model, not a curated record
AUGGCGCCUCAUCCUUUCAUGACGCUUAGUGCGCAGGAGACUAUCGUAGCCCGCGAUGUCAUUCUUUCCCUUCACAAAGACACCAUUGUCAACUUCCGUGAGAUCUUCCUUCAGGAGCCGGCGAAAGAGCUCAUGAAGCAAUACCUCGAGUUGGAGCAUGCGGCACGACCAGGACAAUCACAAGCCUCCAAGCGACCACCACGAUUAGCAAAGUGCCUGUACGAUGUCAUUGGGUCCAGCAAGACGCCUGUAUACAACGAGUCUGUCAUUGACAUUGAGAAGAAGACAAGAGUCAAGCAUGCCACAUAUGGAACCGAGCACCAAGCUACAUUGGCAUUGUGGGAGUUUGAGGAGCUAGUGGAAGCUUGUGCGAAGAGUGACAUGUUCAAGAAGGCGCAGGCAGAAUUCCAGCUUCCUGAAGGAUUUGAAUGGGUCAUUGAGCCUUGGCCAUAUGGUGGAACUGAACAGGGCACUGAAUGCAUACGAUACUUCCAAGGAUUAUGCUUUGCCCGAGACACAAGGAGCGGCAAUCCCGAUGCCAAUUUCUACGCAUACCCAAUCCCGCUUAUUCCCGUCAUGGACACGCGAACCAAGGAGAUUAUUCGUGUCGAUCGUUGUGCCACGGGUGGAAAGGGUGACAGCCUCACUGGACUGACUUGCUCGCCGCGUAUUCUAGAGCACUGCGAGAAUGCAGACUACGUACCUGAAUUACUCCCGGGCGGACUACGCAAAGAUGUCAAACCUAUCAACAUCACGCAACCAGAUGGCCCAUCUUUCUCAGUCACCGAUGAGUCCCUGGUUGAGUGGCAGAAGUGGAGCUUCAGGGUAUCAUUCAACCCCCGUGAAGGAGCGGUUCUCCAUGAUGUCCGUUAUGACGGAAGAAGCAUCAUGUACCGCAUGGCCAUUAGCGAGAUGGCGGUUCCAUAUGCCGAUGCUCGCCCACAAUACGUGCGCAAACAAGCUUUCGACUUUGGUGACGGAGGUGCUGGAAACUGUGCCAACAACCUCUCCCUGGGUUGCGACUGUCUGGGUGUGAUCAAGUACUUUGACGCAGUCACCAUUGGCCGAGACGGUCUACCAAAGCCACACCCCAACGUCGUCUGCCUACAUGAGCAAGAUAACGGCAUUGGCUGGAAGCACACCAACUGGAGGACCGGCCGCGCCGUUGUUUCAAGAAUGCGAGAGCUCGUAGUUCAGUACAUCAUCACACUAGCCAACUACGAGUACAUUUUCGCCUACAAGCUGGAUACUGCCGGUGGCAUCACACUGGAAGUCCGAGCGACGGGUAUUGUCUCGGUAGUCAACAUUGACCCUGGCAAGACGUCAGAUUACGGAAACGUGGUAUCAAACGGCAUUCUAGCCCAAAACCAUCAGCACAUCUUCGCCGCCCGCUUCGACCCUGCAAUCGACGGCCACAACAACACAGUCCUCUACGAGGAGUCUCAUCCCGCGCCCUGGGACAAGGAGACCAACCCCAACGGCAACUACUACGAGAUCCGCAAGACAGUCGUCAACAAGUCAGUUGGUCUCGAUGCAAACCCAGUUGAUCACCGUAUCUUCAAGAUCAUCAACCCUUCGAAGAGAAAUUCAAAGUCCGGAAACCCUGUUGGCUACAAGUUCUCACCGCUGGCCACACAAAAGAUCCUCGCCGCACCGGGUAGUCUCCAGGAGCAACGCGCACUCUUCGCCAACCAUCAUGUGUGGGUGACAAAGUACCACGACGACGAGCUGUAUGCUGCGGGCCACGCUACCAUGCAGAGUCGCCGCGAGACUGGCGGUGUACACGACAUGGCCGAGCGCCACGAAGACAUCGUCAACGACGAUGUUGUCGUGUGGAAUGUAUUUGGUCUAACACACAACCCCAGAGUCGAGGACUGGCCUGUUAUGCCAUGCGAGAUUUACCAAAUACAUUACAAGCCUUCGGAUUUCUUCGAGCGCAACCCGGCGAUUGAUGUGCCCAGUGCGAAGAACAAUGCUUCGGUGUUGGUGGGCAAGGACUCUGGAUGCUGCUCGGGGUCGAAUAAGCUGUGA